AUGCUCCGAUUGGUCGUUCUGUUAGUUUUUUCUGUUUUCGUUUGUUACGGUCAGCUGAUAGGAGGACCGUUCUAUCCGAAAGCGAUUGGACUGAGCAGUGGAGAGUUUGGCGGCGGCGGCGGCGGUCACUUUGGCGGAGGUGGCGGACACUAUGUCGGAGGUGCUGGUCAUUGGUAUCCAGGUCUAAGCCUAGGAAGUGAUGUGGGCGGUGCUGGAUUUGCUGCACACAAAUUCGGAGGAGCAGGAGUUGGAGGAGCGGGUAUUGGAGGACACGGGAUUGGAGGAGCGGGUAUUGGAGGACACGGGAUUGGAGGAGCAGGAAUUGGAGGACACGGAUUAGGGGGAGCGGGUAUUGGAGGACACGGAAUUGGAGGAGCAGGAAUUGGAGGACACGCAUUAGGGGGAGCAGCAAUUGGAGGAGCAGGAAUUGGAAUCGGUGCGUCCGGUGGAGGACAAGUCGACCACAGCGUCUACCAGGGUGGAAAGAAGAACCUAGACAAUCACCACUUCGUUCAAACCCACGGCAAAAAGGGAGAGGAACUACACCACGGAAAUGGGGGAUUUACCAAGGGUGAGGUUGCUGAGAAGAAUGUAAAAGGUGACUCUGCCUAUUUCAGCGACGUCAAUGGUGGGAAGAUCGCCCACCAUGAGGGAAAAGAUUACCACGGUGGAGAACAUUACUCCAAAGAAGGUCAUGGAGGCAAUCAACAAACCAACAAGAAGGGCCACAAAAAGGGACACAGAAUCAAGGGAUUCAAGAACUCCCACCACUUAGACGAACACGGUGGAACUGAAGAGUACUACGACGAGGCCCACGAUGAGGGCGGCAACUACGCUUUCAAAGGAGAAACCGCAGGAUUUGGAGAAGGUGCAGCAAGCUCCUUCAAGGGUGGUCACGAAGGGGGUAAAUAUAACGCUGGGGAACAGAAGAAAUCGGGGCACUACGGCCAGGAGUUCAUCUCUGGAAAAAGCGAAGGGAACGAAGGAAAAUUUGGCGAGCACAAGUAUUCAGGUCAUAAAGGCGUUGUUGGAGAACACAAGGUUGUUGGUAGCGACGAUGUGUCUGGUUACGAAGAUUCCAGCAAAUUUUUUAAACACUACUAAGACACCUUCAUACCUCAUCGUCAAAGAGUUUUAAGUUUAAACACCACAGACUCCGAUGAUAUGUAAUUUAAUGAAUCACAUAUUUA
This is a messenger RNA of Anoplophora glabripennis (Asian longhorned beetle), 1190 nucleotides long. Its product is annotated as glycine-rich protein DOT1-like. Bases 1 to 1104 code for a protein of 367 amino acids. NCBI's taxonomy places the organism in Eukaryota, Metazoa, Arthropoda, Insecta, Coleoptera, Cerambycidae. The record is from RefSeq and is a predicted model, not a curated record. The transcript is spliced from 3 exons.